AUUUCGAACGAUAUGCGUGUGGUCGAGCGGGUGCAAGAAGACCGACCAGGGUCGACAGGACAAGAGCGAGGCGGAGGCGCCAGGGCUGCCUCCACGGCAGCUACGGUGAUUAACCGCGACUCCACAUGUCCGGUCCUGAUUCGCGUCUUUUGCAAUUCCUCCCACAACCGCCCGGAAGCGUACCAGAACAUGCACACAAAAUCGUUGACGAAUGAGCUUCAUGUGUACACUUGGCCCGAUGCGACGUUGCGAGAGAUCGCCGAGCUAGUACAAGAUGCAAACGACGACGCAAGAAAGCACAACCGUCUGGCCAUCUCCCUUGUGUACGUCGACGGCCGCGGCAAGUUCGCCGUGAAGAAGGCGGGAGUUGUCAACACGAGUCGCAAAACGCCCGACGAAGACAAAACCCUGGCGGGCUUGGGAUUCCAGAACGGCGACUACUUGGACGUCGCCAUCUUAACGUAACCAGUGGCAUCUCGCCCUUCCUCCAUCGAUUCAUGCCGUCAACUACGGCAACUUAGGUCCCGCACAGCACGACGUCUUCAUGCUUAUAUAGUUCCUUCACCAUGCUGACCGCUGAUAAGUCCCCUGACAGUCACGCAGUCGGGUUGACUGUACCCAAC
Molecule: messenger RNA, 623 nt
Organism: Aphanomyces astaci
Lineage: Eukaryota; Oomycota; Saprolegniomycetes; Saprolegniales; Verrucalvaceae
Exons: 2
Coding region: 13-465 (150 amino acids)
Biological process (GO): negative regulation of DNA-templated transcription
Cellular component (GO): nucleus
Molecular function (GO): transcription factor binding; transcription corepressor activity
Source: RefSeq, a predicted model, not a curated record